AUGGCGAUGGAGCUGAUGACUGCGGCAUGCGCUGCGGCACCUUCGUCGCCGGACGUCGCGCUUGACGCAAAGAAUGCUUAUAAUGAUACUGUCUAUACUUUUUCUUGUAGGCAGAAGAUUACCUAUGAUACAUCAUCGAAGACCCCUGCAUGCUGGGAAGGCGCCGCAGAAACUGCUCUAGAACACUACAACCGACUUAACGAGGAGGAUGAGCAUGAGCUGGUUAAAGCAGUGGAGUCCGUCACCUUCUUCUUCAGCGGCCCUUGGAUGCAUCUCAACUUCCUUGCUAGGCUGAAAGGGGGCAGCACCUGUGUUGAGCUCGUCCCAAAGUACUUCUUUGCGGAACUGAGAUGGAAUCCGAAUAAGAAGGGCUUCUCAUGCGUCUCCUGCGUUAAGUUGGACCCAGCUGAUUCUGAAACAGCACCUGUUCGCGGUUGUGAGAUUUGCCGAAGCUGGAUCUUCCAUCCUGCCGCUGGAGGACACCGAGGUGCUCUGACUCCGCGUUCUGCUGACGGUGACAAUAAAGAGGAAAACUCCGCUCUUAAAACGGCCAAGGCCCUCUUUGAUGCGUGGAUCUGCAAGAUGCAGCAAUAGUGGUGCUUCUCUGAAGUCACAUAUGUCUGUGAGGAGGUGCUCAAUAAACAGCGAAUGGUGAAAAGAUUUCGUGUCAUUAUUUUCAUCAGUGGCAAUGUUGCAAUUUGUACAUAUAGCCCAGAAUUUUAUUCGUGUUGUUUCACAAAGACCUUGUAAUUAUGGUGAUCAAGAGUCAAGACCUGGCCGAUUUGGCCUGCA
Messenger RNA from Lolium perenne, 792 nucleotides. Lineage: Eukaryota; Viridiplantae; Streptophyta; Magnoliopsida; Poales; Poaceae. The record is from RefSeq and is a predicted model, not a curated record.